Messenger RNA from Colletotrichum fioriniae, 1185 nucleotides. Lineage: Eukaryota; Fungi; Ascomycota; Sordariomycetes; Glomerellales; Glomerellaceae. The record is from RefSeq and is a predicted model, not a curated record.
AUGGCUCCCCUCUUCCGAGCUGACCAGAUCGGCUCACUCAUUCGGCCCGCCUUCCUGCUCGAGGAGAGGGGUCCUUUGGGCUUGUAUGGCAGCAAGUUGUCCGAAGAUCAGGCUGCUGUCACAUCUGCUUCAAUCAAGUACGCCGUUCAGAAGCAGCUGAAACUCGAAAUCAGGCCCAUCACCUCUGGCGAAUAUGAAAGAACCAUCUUCUUCAGCGGCUUGUUUGAGAAUAUUGAGGGGAUGACAGUUAGGAACGAUCUCAGGAUUCCCCAAGACUUCCGACCCAACCUACCUACCUUCAUCGGACUUGCUAAGAUGGGAUACAAUCACUUCUCCGCUGUGCCCGCCACGGGAAAGAUCAAGUUCGUGGAUUCGGCUUACCUUCCUGCUUGGGAGAUGAUUAAGAAGACAGUCCCUCAAGAACGCUGGAAGGACUGUAAGAUGUCCAUACCGUCCAUCUCUUGGCAACACAUGUACCUUGCAAACGGCACAGCGUUUGCCCCUGGGGUUUACACUUCUGACAAGGACUAUUUUCUCGACCUCGCGGCAGCAUUUCGUUCAGAAAUCCGAGCUCUCUAUGAUGCGGGCCUCAGAUCGAUACAGGUAGACGAUCCAAAUUUAACUUUCUUCGUCACAAAGGGCUUCAGAGAGGGUCUUAGGGGUGAUGGCAUCGACCCUGAGGCCCUGUUGGACCUCUACAUUUGGGCGCACAACCAGGUCUUGAGGGAUUUACCAACUGACUUGCAUAUGGGCAUUCAUCUUUGUCGCGGCAACAUGCCUGGUCAGCCGUCUUUUGCCAAAGGAUCUUACGAAAAGAUUGCCGCCAAGGUUUUCCCCAGGCUCAACUACCACACGUUUUACCUAGAGUUUGAUGACCCUCGAGUGUCUGGACACUUUGAUCCGUUGAGAUUUGUUCCCAAAGGGAAGAAUGUGGUUCUUGGCCUCGUUUCAACAAAGGUUGCAGACCUUGAGAACAAGGAGGCAUUGAUCAAGAGGGUUUAUGAGGCUGCUGGAGUUAUGGCAAAGGCGCAAAGACGGAACGUCUCGGAAGUUCUAGCAGACUCACUCGCUUGCGGCUUCGCUAGCUUCAGUGUCAACCAAGGUGCAACUACUGAGGACAGAAUGUGGGAAAAACUUGUCCUUGUUAGAGAUGUGGCGAGGUCUAUCUGGAAAGAUGCUGUUUGA